AUGCUUGGCACGCAGCGUCAGUGCACCCUGUCCCAGUUUGUCACCGAGGCAGCCGCAGGCCAGUAUCCCGCCACAAGGCUGGCUCACAGGCCCAAGGCCUUCCAGGAAGCCAGGGUUGAGCUCGCGCGAGUGUCCAUCACGUUCGACAUCCCCGAGGCCUCCAGCACCAGCACAGACUUGAUGGAAACUGUCAGGAAGAGACGGGACAAAGAGGGCACCGCAGGAGCGGUGUUGGCGAGAGAGCUGGACAGCAGCCAUGGAGGGCCUGACAGCGCUGCCAUUAAGCAGGCCAUGGACACAGACCCCUUCCUGCCAAAUUUGAGGAAACAGGAUCUGAGCACAGAAUCACGCAGUAGAAGGUUGUCCCCGCUGGCCUCGGCGAAAGCAGGUGAGGCGGCCCACGGUUUCCCGAAGGUGCCCGCCGCCGGGCCUGCCCAAGCCCCGGACCCGCUCUUCCCCCAGCGGUCCAGGCUGCAGAGGCUGCAGAACCUCACCCUGGCCAAGACCACCAGGCUCCCGCUACCCAGCAGCACGGAGAACAUCCCUGCUGACCCAGACCGCAGCGAGACCGCAGCGAGACUCGGCUUUCGCAAUGCUGAGGAACGCUGCUCCGUGGAAUCGGAGCACCAAGACCACCUUCCCAUUCUGCAGUAGCCCCCUUUUCCACCGCGUCGGAACCUGAACACUGAGAAACCUGGCCUACGGGCUGGCCUACCUGUUCCUCUGUCUGUUUCAGGCUUUAGUGGGACUGUAGGUGGGGCUGACUGGGGGACUUGUGGCUUGGUGAUGGCCCUGAGCCAAGACAUGCCUGAGUGGCUCAGGGUCCAGUUAUUACAUCAUACAACACUUUUUUUUAAGGGAAUCACGAAGCAGAUUUUUAAAAAAUCGUUUAUUUUUGAAGAUAGGUUAGCUAGUAAAGCUGUGAGAAAUGACCAAAGUCAGACUGACAGAAAAACCAACCAUGUAAAUACAAAGAAGCGGGUUGUUUACAGUCCAACUGGUGUAAUGCAUCUGUUACAAGUUGAUUGGUCCGGUUUCAAUUAUAUCAAUAUCUCAGGAAAAUUGGCAUCUGUAAUGAAACUUCUGGAGGACAAGGUGACUCUUGUUAAUACUGGCUAGCUGUUAUUAUCAAAUACUAUCAAAUAUUUAUUUUUUAGGGGUCGUUAUUUGAAUAUUGAAGAGGAGUAUUUGCUGCAGUUGAAUAUGUUUGUUUGAAUUCUAUUUGGAUCGGUUUGUGUUAAUAAAGUAUCAAUUAAUAGAACCUGAGAUACUACCCUCUGUUUUCCCCUUUUUUCUUCCUUUCCUCACUUUUAAGUGACAGAUUCAAGACCUUUAAAUGGAAAAUUUUCAGACCCCAAACUUUGUAUUAGUUGUAUAAAUACACAUUUAUUUUCUGCUUACACUGUUUAAAGAAUGAUUACCCUGGAGAAGGGAAGGUAAUACAAAAUCGGAUUAAAUUUGGGAGCUGAUCCGGGUGAUCUUACCAUAAGCUGUCAAACUGUUCUGUUUCCAAGGCAACAAAAUUGUAACUGUUUGAAUUAGUUCAUAGUUUUAAAUUAAUUGGAAAAGAGCUAAUCUCUGUUGUUGGGGGAUACCACCACUGAAUCUAUCCAUAAAGUGAAUUCUGAAUCUUUCACAGAAACUUUAGUAUUGUGCAUUUGUUAUAAUUUGGCUUGAGACCAGAUAAAGGGGGAAAAAUGGUCUAGGGUCUUCAUUAAAACAUUUCAGUAGUGAAGGUUGUGGGCUCAGCAGGAAACGUAUAUCAUCAGCAUAUACUGAGACCAUUUUUAACCCCUGAAUUUCUAAUGUCUGCAUAUUUGAUCAUACAUUACAGUAUGUAAAAACAGCAAUAUUGGGAAGUCUUGUUUUACACCCCUUUAUGACCAUUAUUUAUAACUUUACAUGUGGGAUUGCUGCGUGUAACAUUUACCCAUAUUAUGACAGAUUACCCGAAGUUGAAGAAUUCUGGGUAUUUUUAGACAAGGUCCAGUUCAACUUUAUCAGAAGCUUUCAAAUGUUGAUAUUUUGUAAUUAUUUCAAUUCCCUAUUCCCCAACCUGAUUUCAGUAAAAGCCCAGACUGAUCAUGGUGGAUUAUAUAAGGCAAAUUCCUUUUGAUAUGAGAAUGUGUACAUUUUUGCCUGUAAUUUGGCUUCACAGGACUAGAUUAGAUUAGUUUAUAUUCAUAAUUUAGGUGGAAAUAAAGUGCAACAAAUGCAAUUAUGUUGGGGAAAAUGCACAAAUGAUGUUAAAUGUUCUCCUUUAGGUUGUAAUGAAAUACUGAGAGAUCACAUAUAUAAAACAGGCAAACACACUCCCUGGUUCAUAAACUCCUUGACCACAAGUGUGCAAUAUCUGAGGGUGAAGUAUGGAACUACUAAAGAUCUAUUAAGCAAAAAGUAAGCAGUGUAGGCUACUCUGGUGUCCCCACGUGUCUCCAAAUCUAUCCUAAAGGUAUAAAUUGUGCAAUGCUGUAAAUCAUAGCAUAAUCAUGUAUUUCAUUACUUAUCCAUUGUUGUGACUCGUGAAACUCCCUUUUCCAUCAUUGUCAAGUGGGAAUUACUUAUAUUUAUCUGAACGACAGUCUUCUGUCUGAUAAACAAUAAACGUGCCAAUAUUC
Messenger RNA from Anguilla rostrata (American eel), 2618 nucleotides. RefSeq lists its product as uncharacterized. NCBI's taxonomy places the organism in Eukaryota, Metazoa, Chordata, Actinopteri, Anguilliformes, Anguillidae. The record is from RefSeq and is a predicted model, not a curated record. The coding region runs from base 1 to 654 and encodes 217 amino acids. The transcript has 4 exons.